This is a messenger RNA of Ananas comosus (pineapple), 1416 nucleotides long. RefSeq lists its product as uncharacterized. The record is from RefSeq and is a predicted model, not a curated record. Bases 77 to 679 code for a protein of 200 amino acids. The transcript has 2 exons. NCBI's taxonomy places the organism in Eukaryota, Viridiplantae, Streptophyta, Magnoliopsida, Poales, Bromeliaceae.
CCACCGCUUACACCUCCUCCUCCUCCUACACCCCCGAUUAGAGAGAGAGAGAGAGAGAGAGAGAGAGAGGAGGGAGAUGGUGUUGUGGGAGAUAACGGCGAUAACGGCGUACUUCCUGGGGCUGAGGAGGACGUACAGGCUCGCGCUGCGGAUCCAACGCCGUUUGAUCGGACCCAGCCACCCCAGGAUCGGGCACUUCCUCCAGAGGCGCACCCGUGCUGUUUUUGAUGUGGCUCUUAAAGUUCACAAGAACAUCCAACAGAGAGAUAUAGCAGUAGGUCGGAAUCUUGGGAACUCGAUCCUUCGUUGGCUCGACCGCUUAAAACCAUCGGCGCAGAUCCGACCCCACCCUUCUAGUACACCAACCAAUGGCUCUUUUUCCUCACGGAAUGUUUCAGCUCAUAACCAGUCUCUUAAAAUGCAGAAGCCGAAUACAAAAGCAGCUAAAGAUCAAGAAUCCAGCAGCCAGUUACAUUUCACCUCUUGGAAUGUUCGGCCAAAGUCCUUCCCGACCAUAGCCAUGAUGACUCAGCCAGCAAGACCGUCAGGCAUGAACAGCCAGUAUAGACGCUUUUCCUUCUUGCCAUCUUAUGGUUCUUAUUGUUCGGUUUCGGAGCGAAGAAGAGAUCUGUUGGCAGGUGUUUUCCGAAAGGACAUUGCGCAAUUGAUGCUUCAAUGAUGAAGGAAUCUCUUCAAACACUGGCUUAACAAAGAAAUUCUAGGUCGAUGUUCGGUAACUUCCAUGUUUUUGUCUUUUGCUUUUUCUUGAAUUUCUAUGCAAAUUGAUGGCAAACACUACUUUUACGGCUUUUUUUUUUGACAGCAAAAAACAAAAAUGCAAUACCAACUUCUUUUUUGUUUUUUCUUAUUUUUCAUUUUAGAAAGGGAUUAGUUUGCAGAUAACCAACAAUAUAGUUGUCUUGAAGUUCAUUCUUGGUGCCUUCAAUUGCAUAGAAUUCGAGAAAACGAAAACAAGAAAUGAGCACAGCUGAUAUCAAUAAAAUCCACAUGUUGUUACCUUAUGGUUAGUGUUCGCAUUAUGUUCUGUUUAGGGCCAAAUACAAAGCUGCUCCCCUGUUACUCUUAUGCAGUUACCUAUGACAGGACACAAGUAGCAUCAUAAAUGGAGGGGAUUGGACACUUUAAAAAAGCCCUAAUGUAGUCCUUCUCAUGGGUUUUCUCUGAUUAGUUACUUGCUAUUCACUGUUUCUUUCCAAUUGCUAAUCCCGAAAUAUUCGACAAAUUGGGACCACUUCUUCUACAUGCUUUACUUGCUUUGUUUCGGCAUUAGUCUCUGUAACUGUUGCCACAUUUAUCGCCGACCCGAUCAAACUGUUUGUUCAUGCUGUAACUCUAUUAUAACUCACUUGAUAAACUGAUUAUUCUUACUAAAAGGUUCACUCUUCUUGUGUCGUA